Exophiala xenobiotica is the source of this 1922-nucleotide messenger RNA. RefSeq lists its product as uncharacterized. NCBI's taxonomy places the organism in Eukaryota, Fungi, Ascomycota, Eurotiomycetes, Chaetothyriales, Herpotrichiellaceae. Bases 132 to 1688 code for a protein of 518 amino acids. The transcript has a single exon. Gene Ontology annotation, biological process: mRNA splicing, via spliceosome. Gene Ontology annotation, molecular function: RNA binding. Gene Ontology annotation, cellular component: U2-type spliceosomal complex. The record is from RefSeq and is a predicted model, not a curated record.
AUUUUGCAAACUCCGUCGACAGUAUCUCACCUACGCCCAGGCAGGCUGUUAGCCUCACAUCUGUGGCGCACUGAGCCAUCUGCCACUCUACUCCGCAAUACUUGCAGCCUCCCCCAUCCUCAGACGCCAAGAUGCCGCCGCCGAUGCCGAAUCCCGCAAAGCGCAUGACGGCAAACCCAGCGAGACCCGUAGCAAGGUAUCGUCCAGGAAAACCGAUCGCAGAACAAGAAUCAUCUGACGAGGAAGAAGAACACGAGGAGGAGCAGCCACAACAGCCCCAGCGGAAACUUCAAGCAAGACGUCCCCUACCCAAGAGACCGGCCGCACCAGUCCAACAGGAGAGCGAAGAUGACGAUGAAGACGACGAAGGCUUUGUAACGGAAGAGGAAGACGAAGUCCCUGCUCGGGCUGCAACAAUAUCACAACAGCCCACGGCAGCUGCGUCUACAGUAUCAAGACUAGCACCUCCAAAACAAGAAUCUACACAACCGCAGUCUGAAGAAGAAUCCUCCGAGGAAGAGGAAGAAGAAGAAUCAGACUCAGGAUCUGAGGAAUCUUCCUCACCCGACGACGAACACCCCCAACGCAAGUUUCAACGUCCAACAUUCAUCCGGAAAACCGACCGUUCAACAUCCAUCCACUCACAAACUACACCCGACCCCUCCGCCAGCGCCGAUGCCGACGCAGCCCGACGCCGAGCACAAGCAGACCUACUCAUCAAAGACAAACUUGAACGCGACAUUCUCGCCCGUGCCGCGGGCAAAAAGUCAUGGGACGACGAUGACGAGCUCCUUCCCGAGUCUAUGGUCGACGACACGGACGGCCUUGACCCCGAAGCUGAAUACGCAGCCUGGAAAGUCCGCGAACUCAAGCGCUUGAAACGCGACCGCGAGGCCUUGAUCGCGCGGGAGAAAGAGAUCGAAGAGACCGAGCGGCGACGCAAUCUCACCGCCGAGGAGAGAGAGCGCGAGGACAAAGAGUUCCUGGAAAAGCAGCGCGAGGAACGAGAAAGCGGCAGGCAAGAGGCACAAUUCCUGGCGCGGUAUCAUCACAAGGGCGCUUUUUUCCAAGGUGAUGAAGUCGCGGACGUCCUCAAGCGGCGGAACGUCAUGGGCGCAAGAUUCGAGGAUGAAGUCAGCGAUAAGUCUGUGCUGCCGGAGUACAUGCGGCUCAGGGAUAUGACGAAGCUCGGAAAAAAGGGCGGCACGAGAUAUCGAGAUAUGAAGAGCGAGGACACAGGCCGCUUCGGAGACGAUGUCAAGCGGUGGAGGGGAAGUGGUGGCGGUGGCGGUGGCGGUGGAAAGGGAGAGUUCGACACAAGAGGGCUGGAUGAGCGCUUUCUGCCGGACGAUCAGCGUGGCGGAGGAGGAGGAGGAGGGAGGACAGGGCCGACCGGGGCGAAUGCGAGUGUCGUCGGGGGAAGCAGGAGAGAGGGCCAGAGCCCGAGGGACAGGGACAGGGACAGGGACAGGGACGGCUACGAAGAUGGUGGGCCCCCCGACAGGAGUAGAUAUCGAGAGCGGCCGAGUGACAGACGGAAGAGGUCAUACUCCAGAUCACGUUCGAGGUCGAGAUCACCACGACGGCAGAGAAGAGAUUCGCCUUCCCAUGACCAUGAGAGACACCGAGAUCGUGAUCGAGAUCGAGACCGGAACAGAGGAACAAGGGAAGAGCUCAGGUCAUACUAGACCUUCUAUCUAACUCAUGACCCACACGGUAAUAGUAGCGAUAGGAUAUCCCGAAGACCAGCUCGCAACCCAUGAUACAUAACCUACCUUAGGUAGCCUUGAGUGCCUAGGUAGGUUGCUAGCUAUGCUGGUACCUGAUGAAGAUUCGCGGCGGUCAUCUCGAAAGCAGAAUCGAGGUAGAAGUAAAUUGGGACAUCCGCUCCAGCAGGGCGCAGCUAACAGCACCUCCAUUUG